Sebastes umbrosus (honeycomb rockfish) is the source of this 1568-nucleotide messenger RNA. RefSeq lists its product as uncharacterized. The transcript is spliced from 3 exons. Bases 615 to 1343 code for a protein of 242 amino acids. The record is from RefSeq and is a predicted model, not a curated record. NCBI's taxonomy places the organism in Eukaryota, Metazoa, Chordata, Actinopteri, Perciformes, Sebastidae.
CCCUGGUGUAAACAACAGCAGCAGCUAGCGGUCCAAUCAUCACUUCAGUUUAUCUGUAAAUAAACGUGUUUACGUUUAAAACGCAGCGUUCCACACAGUGGACGUUUCUACAGCUUCAGUGUUAACUACGGAUCUCAUAUAGGAGACUCUAUAUUCUUCAUGAACAGCCGUUAUUUACCGGUUAUCCGUUAUUCUGUAGCCAUUAACCCUGUGAAGCGAUGGAGUACCUGCCGCAGCUUCCUCCUGAAGUCUGGGUCACCGUGUUCAGCUACCUGAGCACGAAGGAGAAGCACACGGUCUGAGCCUGCUGCAGGCACCUGAAGCGGCUGAUCGACCACCCGUCGCUGUGGAGGGACUACACGGUGGUGCUGUCCGACCUGCAGCGCUACACAUGCGGCUUCUGGGACACACUCAACCACCGCAAACUCACCCGGGUGACGGUGCGACACCUGCGGUGCGAAGAGUGGCAGCGGCUCGUCAAGUUCCUGCCGUCCCUCACCACCGUGGUGUUCGUGGACGGAGGACGGAUCUACAAGGAGAAGUACCUGGACAACCUGGCCCGGUUCCCGGAGCUCAGAAACCUGGGAGUGCGGAACGCGACGUGGGACGAGGCGAUGCUCGGCCGGAGUCUGAGUCUGCAGCUGAAGGAGCGGAUGACUCACCUGAGCGUGUGCAACGUGCAGCUGCCGUGCACGGUGGACUUCAUCAACACGGUGGCUCACCUGGUGAACCUGCGCUACCUGCUGUUCCACCAGCAGGAUGAGGGCUACGGGCUGGACACCGUGAGGCCGGUUCCCUGCGGAGUCUUCCACAACCUGCUGCUGAGCCUCAGGAAGCUCCAGCACCUGUCCUGGGGGAUGUGGGGGGAGCCGCCGGAACCGCUACCUGAUGACUACCUGAGUCCCUCGGACCCGGAGCACCCAGGAGCGGCCCGGUACGGCGGCCCGGCGCUGACCAGUCUGGAGCUGGUGGAUUACUCAGAAACCAUCCUGCCAGGGAACGCACUGAGGAGCCUGACCUCGCUGAGGUCGCUGACGGUCCGCUACAGGUACAUCAGAGAGGGCAUCGGGUGCUGCCUCACGUCCUGGCUGAGCCCCCUCCAACAGCUGGAGUCACUCACCAUCAUCGGCGGUAACUCUCUCGCUGCCUAUACGACCACCAUCCCGUCCAGUGUGACCAGGCUGACGCUGCAUGUGGCCAUAACCCUGAAAGACACGGACUCCAUCGCUCCUAAAGUCCCGGGACUGGAGCACCUGGACAUCGAGCAGAACCGCACCACCGGCAGCCUCUGCAGACACAUCCCCAUGCUGUUUCCUCAGCUCAGGAUGCUCCGGAUACGGUGAGCCAGACAGGAAACCAGCUCACGUUUUUAGACUGGAACCACUCACUUGUUCUUAUCUGGAUAAUGUUCUCAUGUCUUAUGAACCACAUGCAGUUCUUGUUAUUUAGUGUCAACAGAGCUCAAACAACAUCAUUCUUAUCUGGGUAAACUGCAAAGGAAACUAUCCUCUCCUCAUUUCUGUAAAGAAAUCUGAUAUGUUAAUUUCAUGCUGUGUUCGUGCUGUAGU